UUCAAUUUGAAAAAAUUUUCAAUUUUCUACAUGAUAUCCAAUCAUCUUAAAUUAUGGAUUUUCCUUGGACUGUGCAUUAUUUGCUUACUUCGCACACCAGUGACAGCACAAGACUAUGAUUAUGUUGAGUACAAAGAACCAGAAAUAGGGAAACUCAUUGAACCAGCAAAGAACAAUGAAACUACAAUUGCAACUGAGCAAGUGACAAAGGUUCAUCAUGGCUUGCACAAAAGCACCACAACGUCUUCAAUUUCUAAAGAAGACAUUUAUAUUAUUACUAUUGCGUUACUAUUGGCACUAAUAGUGGCAUUAGGCACAGGAUGGUACCUGCACUGCCGAUUUAUGCUCUUAAAGGAGAACUUUAAGAUAGCGAAACCCCUAGAUAUUGAUAUAGAGAAGGGGCCUAAUCCUGAACCAAUCACACCACAAGUACCGCCAGCAGAAAAGAGUCAGAAACAGGCAAAAAAGACAAAAAAGGGAAAGCAACCAAAAGUAAUGGCACAAUCUGAAAGCCAGAAGAAGAAGAAAAAGAAGAAAACACAGGAAAAUACAAAUGCUCCUGCUAAUGCAACAGAGCAGAAAAAUCAAAAGAAGGUCCAGGCUCCCAAGAAACAGAAAGGAACUAAGAAAGCAAAUGGAGCAAAGUAAAAGUGCUUGCUAACAAUGCCAACAGGCAAGCAAUAAGGACUACGUCACUCCUUGUGUUUUGGCAUGAGGAUCACCUCCCAUUCAAUAAAUCUUGUAUUUCCUUCACAAUAUACCACAAAUAAACAUGUUUUAUUUAUU
This is a messenger RNA of Xenopus tropicalis (tropical clawed frog), 786 nucleotides long. RefSeq lists its product as uncharacterized. NCBI's taxonomy places the organism in Eukaryota, Metazoa, Chordata, Amphibia, Anura, Pipidae. The coding region runs from base 31 to 648 and encodes 205 amino acids. The transcript has 5 exons. The record is from RefSeq and is a predicted model, not a curated record.